Molecule: messenger RNA, 4911 nt
Organism: Myiozetetes cayanensis
Lineage: Eukaryota; Metazoa; Chordata; Aves; Passeriformes; Tyrannidae
Gene: CACNG4
Product: calcium voltage-gated channel auxiliary subunit gamma 4
Exons: 4
Coding region: 79-1065 (328 amino acids)
Biological process (GO): positive regulation of synaptic transmission, glutamatergic; calcium ion transmembrane transport; neurotransmitter receptor internalization
Cellular component (GO): postsynaptic density membrane; voltage-gated calcium channel complex; AMPA glutamate receptor complex
Molecular function (GO): voltage-gated calcium channel activity; channel regulator activity
Source: RefSeq, a predicted model, not a curated record
GGAGCCUCCCGCGGGCGGCGGCGGCUGCCGGGCGGUGUCGUGCGGCCCCCCGCGCCCGUGCGGGGACUAUGAAGCACCAUGGUGUGGUGUGACCGUGGCGUCCAGAUGCUGCUGACCACCGUGGGCGCCUUCGCCGCCUUCAGCCUCAUGGCCAUCGCCAUCGGCACCGACUACUGGCUCUACUCCAGCGCCCACAUCUGCAACGGCACCAACAUCACGACGGACGAGGCGCAGGGGCCGCCGCGGAAGGCGCGGGGCGAUCUCACGCACUCGGGGCUCUGGAGGAUCUGCUGCCUCGAAGGAAUCUACAAAGGACACUGUUUCCGAAUCAACCACUUCCCUGAAGACAAUGACUAUGACCACGACAGCUCAGAAUACCUGCUCCGCAUCGUCCGUGCCUCCAGCGUGUUCCCCAUCCUAAGCACAAUUUUGCUGUUGCUGGGAGGACUCUGUGUCGGAGCAGGAAGGAUUUACAACAGCAAAAACAACAUCAUUCUCAGCGCUGGGAUUCUCUUUGUUGCAGCAGGUCUAAGUAAUAUCAUAGGGAUCAUUGUCUACAUAUCAAGCAAUGCAGGUGACCCAAGUGACAAGCGAGAUGAGGACAAAAAGAACCAUUACAACUAUGGUUGGUCUUUUUAUUUUGGAGCCUUGUCUUUUAUCGUGGCCGAAACCAUAGGUGUUCUGGCUGUGAACAUUUAUAUUGAGAAGAACAAAGAGCUGAGGUUUAAGACCAAGAGGGAAUUCCUUAAGACUUCUUCCAGUUCUCCUUAUGCCAGGAUGCCAAGCUACAGGUACAGGAGGAGGAGGUCCAGAUCCAGCUCUCGGUCUACGGAGCCUUCUCCGUCCAGAGACAUUUCCCCGGUUGGCAUGAAGAUAGCGAGCACCAUCCCCAUGAACGAGAUUUCCAUGUACACCCUCUCCAGGGAGCCCCUGAAGGUCACAACGGCUGCCAGCUACAACGCAGACCAGGAAGCCAGCUUCCUGCAGGUUCACAACUUCCUUCAGAAGGAAUUUAAGGAAGGACUCCACGUCAACAUGGUCAACAGGAGGACGACGCCCGUUUGAAGCACGUCCCUUCCUCGCGCUUUUUGAAGAAGUGUCAGAACAGGAUGGGUCUGUCAUGGGAGAGAAGGAGCGAUGUUAAAAUACCCUCUCACCUCUUUAAUUGUGGCAUGUGUUGAGGUAGCAAGUGGAGAUCCUCUGGACCAACAUAAAGAUGUUACACGCUCGUAGCUUUUUUUGAAGCUAUUUGGAGUUUGUUUCUUUCCGUUCUUGGUGUCACGAGAUGAAGGCAGUUCGUGUUGCUGCACUUUUGUAGUGUGUACACAGUCUUGGAGAAACUGCAAAGGACAGGCCACCAGUGUGUUUUAAAGGAUUACAGAAAAAUUGUUGUACGACUUUUCUUUUUCUUUUUUUUUUUUUCUAAUAUUGAGAUCCCUUAAUACAAACUUGCAAAUAUAAUUUAUAAUCAAGCCCAAGGAUGAAUAUGAACUACUCAUCGAGUGAGCCACUUUCCUUUGACACGGAGUAAACUUUGCCUCUUUCAAAAAAAAAAAAACAAAACCACAGAAAAAAAAAUAUUUUUGAAGGCAACACUUUCUAAAACUGACCUGUGCCACUGAAACCGUAGAGCACCCACGUACUGAGCAGUGUGGACUCCCUGAUGGGGUGAUGAGGGAGUCCCCCGUUUCUGGGUGUGAGGCAUCCCUUGGGGCGAUGCAGGUCGAGGAGAAGAGGGUUGGAUGCGUCUUGAGACCCCCCCCUCGACAAGGGGAAAGAUUGAAGCAGGUGGGACUUGAGCCUAUUUGCAAAUAUCAUUUUUUGCCUAACGUUUAGAAAACUUGAAUUCCUCAUCUCGACGAGCCCUAGUGCCUGAUCCGGCGAGGUGCUGAGUGCUGUCUGUCAGGAGCCCCCAGAGACACUCCCAGCGAGGGCGAGGGGCAGAGCCGAGCCGGGCUGGCCGGUUCCCUGCGCCUGCAUUCCUGAUUUCCUUACUGCUUCACAAGUGCAACACUAACGCUACUGGAAACUAAGAUCUCUAAGCAACGGGCGGAAGACGAGGAGCUAAACUAGCAAACCUUCCUGCAGCGACGGGAGCGGAGCGUUAACAAGAGCAGAUGGCGACUUUGUAUUUUUAAAAAAAGAAAAAAAAAAAAAAAACAGAACAAAAAAAAAAAAAUUUAGUCACCGUUUAUGAGAUAUUUAUUAAACUCUUUUUAUUAUGAAUAAGUGCCGCAUGGUGCAAGGUAUAGUUGCUUUUAGAUGGAGAUGGUGGCGGUUCGACCUGAUUUAAUUUAUUUUGUGAUGAUGCAUCUUACUUACGUGCAGAGAGCCCACUGCAAACUCUAUGCAUCACGUAAGGAGGGAACUAAUUUGUACCCUUUGCUUCUGUAUGUUUCUAAAAGAGCCUGAAAUUUUUUUUUUUUUUUUCUUCUCCUUAGAAAUUCCUGCUUUCAUUUUUUUUACACUUUUAGGCUUGGAUCUCAAAGCUCGAGGGCCUGACUCAAAGGUAAUUUAAUUUAAUAGUACUCAUGCUGAUUUUAGUGACCACUCGACCAAGCCAUAUGAGAAUGAGGUGCCCGAUUCCCCACAGAUGAAUUAGAUGCAGUGAGAGAGGAGCAUCUGAUUCCUGGAGAUUCCUUUGAAUAUGCCCAUCAUCUUUACCCAGAAGACUAGAGAAGUGGUGACAAGGGAAAAAAAAAAAAAUGAUGAUUUGGAAAGCUUGGCUCACUGAUGGUGGGAGAUCUCAGCCAAACUGUUAAACCUCUUUAGUCUUAAUUUAUCCCGUGAUGGCCGUGACUCGGUGGUGGUUUGGAUUCAAGGCUUUCAGCUAGUGGAACCAAGUCCUCCAGGGAAACCCCGGAGAAGCUGCCUUAACAUCCCAAAAAGCAAGUUAAACCCUUUCUCCCCCCCCUCCCCCACAGAUAAACCCUACUUAAGCCUCUCUCCUUGCAAGAACCAAGACACAAUUCUCAAUUCUAAGCGAAAGUCUUCCCCUUGUCACUGUUCAGCUCUGCUGGGCCCUCAGCCCGGCAGAGCCACGUCUUUAUUUUGGCAGAGGUGGGUUGGAGCCUUCAUCCCUGCUCAUUAAGAGUUUCCAUUCAGGUUAAAACUCUGCUGGGAUCCUUUUAUCGAACCUCUGAACUCUGAGAGCUGAAGCGAAUGGAGCAAUGGGAACGAUUUAAAAGUAGAAAAAUGUUGUGCUACUUUCUGUAUCAACACACUAUGGAGAAAGAUGUUACACAAGCCUUUUUAAAAAAAAAAAUAUUCAAACAGAGGCAGACAAGAAAACUUUUUUACCUACUUUUCGGCUAGGACAACAUAAAAGAGUUCUAAAAUUAUUAAAGUUCUUGAUGAAAGGUUUUUUUUACAAGAAACUUUAUGCUUUCAGACAAUAAAUUAUUUCCUACUUUUUGAGACUUCGUAAUAUUAAAAUACUUUGAUUAGCUAUGAUAGAAGUAGAAGUUUGCAAUGAAAAAAAAAACAACAACCUUCUGUCUCAUUAGUGUGUCAUACUAAGUGCUAAUUAAUUUACAUCUAAUUAUAGUCGAUGUAUUUUUCAAGUGCAAUUUCCCAGAACUAUUUGUUUCCCACUGUGUUAAUAAACUAAUAGUUAGAACUAAGUCCUCAUCCGUGUUUACUGUAAUUAAGAAUAAAACCAUUCCCUUUAAAACCAGGAGUUAGAUAUAGGCUGUUUCUCUGAACUCAUGUACCUUGAACUGGAAGUCGACAGUGUGAGGUUUGCUCCGCGCGUUGGUUUUGUUCUUUUAAUCGUCAUUCUCCAGUGAAUGUGCUUCAAACCAUCUGAUUCCAGCCAAAGUCCAAGGUUUUCCUUCAGCCCAGGUCACACCUGCAGAGGCACGUGAAGUAUUUUUACACCACGCUGGCAAAAAAACAAACCAAACAUCUUGCUGAGGGUUUUUGGGGUGUUCGGCAGAGCCUCCUCCCCCAGGGCAGGGUUGGUCUCAGCAGCUCCCCGAGGGUGAUGCCCUGUCCUGGCCCGAGCCGGAGCAUCUGCUCCUUCUCCAGCAGGCACCUUGGAAAAACGGAGCUGGAGCGGGGAUCCUGGGAUGCUCAUGGGACACGGGGUCUGGACAGGGAACAAAGGCACAUCUCCACCAGGAGAUAAUGGGACCAGAGCUUUUGUCCUGUGGGAGAACAGGGGCUGCCACUGAAAACUCACCCAGUUGCAGUGCAGCACAUUGUUCAACCAAAGCAAAAAAAAACUUUUCACUUGACAAUCCCAGUAAAAAAGAAAAUCCUCAGAUAAUCAGUCCUUUCCUGUGGAAAACUUUGAUUCCGACAAAACUGAAAAAAUCUGCAGCAUUCCUGGCCAUGAACAGUUUUGCUCCAUGGCUGAUCUAUCUGAACAGUUAGACUGUGCUCAGACUUUGAAACCACUCAGUGAUGGUUUAAAAAACCCAUCUGUUCUUCCACAUCUCUCUGGUUUCCCCGGCCAGCACCGAACAAAUGAGCCCCAUUUCUCAGCAAGGCCUGCAGAUAUCACAGAACCAUAUCAUUAACAAUAAUCAGUUUUUUGGUAUAUAACAUACUGUAAGAGCAGAACUUAAAAAAAAAAAAAAAAAGCUAUUGGAUCAGAUUUGAUUUUCCAAGAAACAAAGUUUCAGGUGUAUCAUCAGCUCUCUCUUCCUCGUUUCUCAUCCACAAUAGGAGUAAAAAGAGAAAUCACUUCAGCUGCCCAGGCAUCUAACAAUAAACUAUUUUUCUAUUUCCUUUUCUCUCUGUAUGGAUCACAUAUCCACAAGGGCUAAUAUAUCACGUCCCUUGAGGCUACAUUUCUGUCUGCAGUUCUAAAGUGUUAUUUCCACUGUGCUUCAGUUCUACUGGUAUAAUCACAACCAUGUAUAAUGUACUUAAUCCUUACUUUUUAAAUAAACCAUUUUAAAUGUA